Molecule: messenger RNA, 297 nt
Organism: Caenorhabditis bovis
Lineage: Eukaryota; Metazoa; Nematoda; Chromadorea; Rhabditida; Rhabditidae
Source: the annotation of a GenBank genome assembly
AUGGCCUUUCAAUUCGGUGAUGACACUUUUUAUCUCAUUAUGAAUGAGCCAGUCGAUCUCGAUGAAAAUUUGGAAACGGAUGAGGAAGAAUCGAGUUUCGAUUCGGAUGAAGACGAAGAAGAUGAGGACGAAAUCAUCGAGCGAAUUCUUCUACGACGAUUUCAGCAAAAUCGUUUCGAAAAUAUCAAUGGUUACGAGGCCGACUAUGAGUCGGAUGAAUCAGAAUUCGAAUACGACUCUUCUGAUGAUGAAUUCGAUUUCGACGACGACUUGGAAGAUUUCGAAAUCGAUUUCUAA